Molecule: messenger RNA, 597 nt
Organism: Durusdinium trenchii
Lineage: Eukaryota; Dinophyceae; Suessiales; Symbiodiniaceae
Source: the annotation of a GenBank genome assembly
AUGAAAGUGGAGCUGAAAGAUUGGAGGCAAGCCCACGUGCCAAAGCUUUGCUUGACAUCAUCAGAUGAAGAUGAGUCUUUCCAUGCGGUAGCAAAGCUUGUAAAGCAGGAUGGUGAAGUUUUUGUGGCCGCUUGCGAGGCUGGGUGUGUUGUGAAGAGGCCGCAGUCCUUGGACACAGCACUAGGAGCACCACGCAAUCCAGGGAGCCUAGGACACCCUGAAAUGUGUAGAAGGCCUUGCGUUUAUCUAUCUGCUUAUGGCACAACAUGUCCCAACGGGAAUUCUUGCGGCUACUGCCACUUGAGUCACACGGAGCGACGCACGACUCUGGACAAGAGGCAACGGGAGUUCUUGAGGUCUUUGGAGGAGGGACAAUUGAUCAGUGUUCUCCUGCCGCACUUGCAAGCCAAGCUGACCUUGGGGAAGGUGCCAGCAGCAGCCAUCCAUGUGAUCCAAUAUUUAGAAGCCCGGAAAGACCGUUCGUGGCACGCAGAGGAGCCCGGAAGUUCCAGAGAAUCUGGAUUUGGUCCUGGGGCAAAUGAGCUUUUCUUGGCUGAUCAGUCUCUUUCCCUUCAAGAACGACCCAGGCUUUGUUGA